AUGCGGCCACCAAAGGCGGUCAUCAUGAACUCGCCUCCAUCGCCGGAUGGACCCUCAGAAACCCACCACACGACGCAGACACAACCAACUGGGGCAGUCAAGCAUGGCACCCUAAGAAUCAACGGCUCAGUGACGCCGGAGUCAUUUACGCCCUCCGAACAGCCCGUAGACAACCAGAUAAGAUGGCCAGAUAUUCCCAAGAAAGUCACACCAAGAAAGCACACACGAAAGCGUCCCACUGACAACGAUAACGAUUCCGCGGAUGACUCCAUCGCCGAAGACUACGCCGACGACGACACCAACCUAGACAUUCCGGCUAAGCGCAGUCGUACCGACAUUGCCAACACCACUCCGAACCGCACCGAUAUAGACAUUUAG
Messenger RNA from Penicillium paradoxum, 378 nucleotides. RefSeq lists its product as uncharacterized. The record is from RefSeq and is a predicted model, not a curated record. The coding region runs from base 1 to 378 and encodes 125 amino acids. Lineage: Eukaryota; Fungi; Ascomycota; Eurotiomycetes; Eurotiales; Aspergillaceae. The transcript has a single exon.